Molecule: messenger RNA, 563 nt
Organism: Mycena citricolor
Lineage: Eukaryota; Fungi; Basidiomycota; Agaricomycetes; Agaricales; Mycenaceae
Source: the annotation of a GenBank genome assembly
CGGAUCUGGCACGUGUGCCUGAUGUGCCUCCCUAGUGCUUCUUCAGCUUCGACUCGUCCGACUUGUCUUCUGCCUCUACGCACCCUCCGUGCACCCGCUGUGCCCGCUCCUCGUCUCUAGGAAUGCAAAGAUGUCCGAAUGAUCGGAGAAAGGAAGCCGAAAAUACGCGUCUGAAUCAAUAUUGGAUACCGCCGGGCGUCGAGAUUGGCGGCUACUAGACUCGAAGAUUGGCCUCACUGACCCAUUGAAGCUUCCCACUGGAUUGCCACCCCGAUGCCGGCUCUCUACCUCUGAGUUCUGGGUGACAGGGCGAUUUUAGGACUGCGGGACUCGACUGUUAGGAACGCACCCCUACUCGAGGACUGAGGAUUACAUGGCUCAACACACUCUCGAACCCAUGGAGACUACGCAGCCAUCAAAGAAUACAUUCCAUCCAUGAACAUGUACUAUACGUCCCCACCUCAAGACAGUCCAGAGAUGGGAACAUGCUUUUGGAGAAACUUGACCUGAGCGGAUAGGGAUUCCUCAUAAUGAGACAGGCCAUGGUACACAUCAAAGUGCCC